Molecule: messenger RNA, 3034 nt
Organism: Perognathus longimembris pacificus (Pacific pocket mouse)
Lineage: Eukaryota; Metazoa; Chordata; Mammalia; Rodentia; Heteromyidae
Gene: Prrt3
Product: proline rich transmembrane protein 3
Exons: 4
Coding region: 19-2871 (950 amino acids)
Source: RefSeq, a predicted model, not a curated record
GAAGUUGAGGAGCGCGCCAUGGCCCCCCGCCCGCGCGGCCUCCUGCUGCUUUUGCUGCUCCCGUCCCUGGGGGCCGGCCCCGCCCUGGGCAGGGGCCUUCGAGGACCACCUGAGGACUCACAGCUCUACCUGGUCCCGUCCGGGCCCCAGGAUCUUGACCGGAACCCCAGAGAUGAGAGCCUCUGGCAUGUGGACACCCCCCAGGCCCCCGAUGAAAAUCCCAAGAGGCCUACAGAGCCUCCCCCAGGCCCCGCCCUGCAUGGACCCAGAGCGGCCCACAGGGGCCAGGGGGAACGGCUCCCCCUGCCUGAUGACCUGCAGCUGGCUCGAGGUCCCAGCUCCCAGGGCUGGACGGGACUUCCCGACUCACAGGAGCCUCUGGAAGAAGCAGCACGGGGUCCCCUCCCACUGGGGCCCCCCAACCCUGCCUUCAUCCCCACAAGUCCCCAGCCUCGGGUGCUCACGGAUGCUCCCUCCACCCCGGAGCCGGGGGGCCCGGGGCCACAGCGUCCACCCGGAGAGGAGGCUCUGAAGGCCAAAGCCAAGACCGGGGUCCCACAGCCGCCCCCCGGGGGCCCCCAGGGCCCUCCCCACACUGCCAGGCGGCCCGCGCAGGGCGGGCCUGAGGACUUCCAGGAGGUGGCCCAAGCCCCCCUCUCCACGCAGCAGGACUCAGCACCCCCAGCGGGGGCCAUGCCCCCUCAGGGCCCUGGGGCCCAGCCAGACCUAGCAUUGGCCAAAAGCCUUCCUCCUGCCGAGGAGCUGCCACUUGAGCCCCCCAAAAUGGGUGGAGCUGCAGAGACCUGGGACGCCAGCUCCCCGGGCCCCGGGCCCCAGCAGCCCGACCCCUCUGAGGUUCAGGAAGGUGCGGAGCCCCAGCCCACAUCUCCCCCAGCCCCGCAGGCCCCCAGUGGGGGACCCAAGCCAGCAAUAGCAGCUGUGAAUGGAGCGGACCCCAUCUCUCCGCAGCGGGUGAGAGGCGCCGUGGAGCCCCCAGGCACCUCCAAGUCCCUCCUCCCCCACCUCUCAGACCGGAGCCCAGCCACAAACCCAACAGAGAGCCCUGCGGGGGCACGGCAGCCAGAUGAGGUUGAAGCGUGGCCCGGGCGCCCCCAAAGCCACCCGCCGGCGCCCCCGGUCCAGGCCCCGUCCACCUCCCGCCGCGGCCUGAUUCGAGUGACCACUCAGCGCGCGCUGGGCCAGCCGCUGCCGCCGGAGCCCUCGGCCAGCGCCCCGGCCGCGGCUCCCGCCUCCAGCCCCCCGGCCAACGCCACCGCGCCGCCGCUGCGCUGGGGGCCCCUGCGGCGCGUGCUGAGCUUCGCGUGGGAGCUGCACGUGUACGGGGCGGGCGUGCUCUUCCUGCUGCCGGCCCUGCUGGCGGCGGCCACGCUGGCCGCCGCGGCGCUGGCGGGACCGCGGCCGGCGCUGGCGCUGGCGGCCGCGGCGCUGGUGCUCGCGGCGUCGGGGCUGCGGUCGGCCUACAUGCUGGCCGAUCCGUACGGCUCGCAGGCGCGGCUGGGCGUCCGGGCCGGCCUGGCGCUGUACAACCUGCCCUUCCCGCUGCUGCUGGCGGCGCUGGCGGCCCUGACGCUGCGGGGCCUGGGCGCGGGGCUGCCGCCGCCGCUGCGGAGCCCGCUGCUGCUGGGGGCCGCGGCGUCGCUGCACGGCGGGGCCCUGCUGGCCGCCGACCUGCUCUCGCCCCGGCCGCUGUUCAACCUGCUGGCGCAGGGCCUGUCGUGCGCCUGGGGCGCGUCCGCCGCGCUGGGCACGCUCUGCCUGUGCCGCCGCCGCCUGCUGGCCGGGCCCCGCGGCGGGGACGCCCGGCCCGGCCCGCGCCUGCUGGCCGUGGCCGGCUCCCUGGGGCUGCUGGCCAGCGGCCUGCAGCUGGCGGCCGCGCUCUGGCUGUACCCGGGCCCCGGCCGCGAGGGCCGCUUCUCCUGGGCCUGGUGGGGCGUGCACUUCUGGCUGCGGCUGCUGGAGCUCGCCUGGGCGCUGGCGCUGGCGCUGGGCGCGCUGGCCGCCGCGCGGCCCCGGCCGCCCACCGAGCACGCCUGCUGGGCCAAGCUGCUGCGCCUGGCCUGCCCCGCGCCGCCGGGCAAGAGCGAGGUGCCCGAGCGCCCCAACAACUGCUACGCCGCCGCCGCCGCCGCGGGGCCCGGCGGCCUCGCCGGCCCGGACCUCGGCAAGAGCCUCAUCCGCAACCCGCCCGAGGCCGCCGCCGCCUGGGGCUCGGCCGCCUCGCUGGGGCGCGGCCGGCCGGGGGGCCCCGGGCCGUCCCGCGGCAGCGUGGGGCCGGCGCCGUCGCUGAGCGAGCUGGACCUGCGGCCGCCGUCGCCCAUCAACCUGAGCCGCAGCAUCGACGCGGCGCUCUUCCGCGAGCACCUGGUGCGGGACAGCGUGUUCCGGCGCUGCGGCCUGCGCGGCCUGGCCUCCCCGCCGCCGCCCGGGGGCGCGCUGCGGCCGCGCCGGGGCAGCCACCCCGACGCCGAGCCCGACGGCGGCGGCGGCGGCGGCGGCGGCUCCCUGCGCCUGCGCGGCCGCUGCCGCUCGCUCAGCGACGUGCGCGUGCGCGGGCCCGUGCCCCCGCACGUGGCGGCGGACGAGACGGAGCGCACGGGCGCGUGCUCCGGCAGCUCCCUCGACAGCUUCUCCCGGGGCUCCCUCAAGAUCAGCUGGAACCCCUGGCGCCACGGGCUCUCGUCGGUGGACAGCCUGCCUCUGGACGAACUGCCCAGCACCGUGCAGCUCCUGCCGGCACCGACCCCAGCGCCCGCCCCGGCUGGGCCCCGGGUCCACCCGCGCUGCAAGCCCGGCGACUCCCGCAGCGCCUCCAGCGACACCAUCGAGCUGACUUUUGCACAGAGGCCGUGACUCUCACGGAAUACAGGGUGGACGCGCAGGGAGCGUGGAUUUGAGCGUGGGGGACAGGGACCCGGUGUCCCAGGGCGGGCCCUCCACGUGGGAAUGAGCCUCGUGGUCCAGACUGGCUGUCUUUUUUUUGUGCCAAAGAAAUAAAUGUUUAAGAUUUGGCCCA